Molecule: messenger RNA, 2097 nt
Organism: Punctularia strigosozonata HHB-11173 SS5
Lineage: Eukaryota; Fungi; Basidiomycota; Agaricomycetes; Corticiales; Punctulariaceae
Exons: 1
Biological process (GO): proteasome-mediated ubiquitin-dependent protein catabolic process; protein linear polyubiquitination
Cellular component (GO): ubiquitin ligase complex
Molecular function (GO): zinc ion binding; ubiquitin binding; RNA binding
Source: RefSeq, a predicted model, not a curated record
ACUGUUCCGGGCUUCAUCAAAGUAACCGUCGGCCCAGGUUUCGCUGUCAAGGACAUUCGUGGCGGCUAUCAAUCCUGUGUCGUGGUGUUGGGUAACCUGCCCAUGAUAGUCACCCUCAACGACGUGAAUCAGCUCAUGGAACCGUUCGGCAGUCUGCACGGUCUCAGGCUUCGUGCAACCGGCACCGGUCGUGGAAGGACGAUGGACGCGAUCGCAGUAUAUGACACCGCUGUAGAAGCCGCGCAAGCUUGUUUAGCGAUGCACAAUUCCAUGCAUUUCGGGCGCACGAUUAGCGCGAAGAUGAACACGAAACCAGACCAUGCUCGCCUCCGACUCGAUGAUACAUCAAUCUCGCUGGAAUGGCCUGCCUCUCAAAAGACCGCAUACCUAGGCUACAAGACAUUGAAGGCAGCGGAGAAGGUCAUCUCCUCCAUGAAUAACCUGGAAUGGAAAGGCGGAUGGUUGACAGCAGAACUGUAUACAGGGUUACCUGUCGUCGGUGCCUACACUAUUCGCGUUAAGGGUCUUCCAUCCGGCGCAAAGCUCAACGACAAGAAGCUGUUCGGUACCCCCGAAGGGAUCUCAGUGGAACGCCCGUGUUAUAUCUCCCAGCAAGAAGCCGAACAAGGGAUCAGAAAACUGAUCAGACGCAGUAAAGGGUUUCAGAGCAUCGAUAUACAGCCCGCACCAUACAAGGAUGGCAUGGUGCAUGCGAUCGUCAGAUUCACGUCCGCUAGAGAGGCCAAACGCGCUGCUGCUUCGCUGGAUACGUCAAACCACAAGUUUCUUGGAAAGGCGUCACUGCGCGCAUGUCACAUGCAGUUCAUGUUGCAUACGCUGCCGAAAUUCUCCUUCGAGCUUUUGCGCGACGACAUCCUAGCCCUUCAGGAGGCGACAUCAAAAAGCGGGGAAGCCAGGCUCUUCGUCGAUCCAGAGCCUCGCAACGAUGCGCUCCGUUACGUCACCUUCAGGCUUGUCGGUAUCACCUCGAAGGGACUCGGAAAACUAAAUACACAAUUCCAGAGUCUUUUGCUUGGUGAGACCGUUCGUCAUAAUGGCCGUAUCGCAUGGGAUGAUUUCUUCAAUACCGUACCUGGCCAUUGUUUCCUGACCACGUUAGGCGAGAAUUACACAAAAAUUCAAGUCCAGAAGGAUCGCCUCCGACGCACUGUAUCCCUGUUUGGUCCGUCCGCUGAGCGUCGGAAAGCCGCUGACGAAAUUGUGGCGAAGAUCGUUGAGCUGCAAGCCCAGACACGUCAUGUUCUCCCUUUGACCGGAAGCCUCGUCGGUCUACUGAUGAGCCCGGAAUUGUACCAGCUUCAACAGAAGCUAGGAGCUCAGAACGCCCUUUUCGACGUACGGACACGGAAAUUCAUCCUACGAGGUGACGAUGAGGCGUUGGAAGAUGCUCGAAUUGCUCUUCUCAAGGCUGAAUCCCGGUACCCAACACCCCCUCGCGCGGACGCGGUCGAAUGCCCCGCUUGUCUCAACGAAGUGACCUCCCCCGUUACAUUGCAAUGCAGCCACUCAUGGUGCAAAUCUUGCUUGGCAAGUUAUAUUAGCUCUGCGACGACAGAUCACAAGCUAUUCCCGUUGACGUGCAUAGGGAACGAAGGCCAAUGCGAGUGCAUCAUCCCCUUAGACACAGCCCAGGAGGUCCUGUCAACGAGCCAAUUCGAGGACAUCGUUCAAGCUUCCUACAUAGCGCACAUCCAUUCGCAUUCAGACGAUUUCCAGUUCUGCCCGACACCAGAGUGUCCGCAUGUCUACCGGACCGCACCCCCGAACUCCGAGCCUGUGCAGUGUCCCUGCUGUUUGACGCAUAUCUGCCCCAGCUGUAACGUCGAGGAGCAUGACGGCGUCCGGUGCGAAGAGAGAAGGGAAAAUCAGGAAAAGCUAUUCGAGAUGUGGGCGUCGGCCCACGACGUCAAGAAAUGUCCUGGGUGCAAGACUCCCAUCGAAAGAGUGUCCGGGUGCCACCAUAUGACGUGCACCGUAUGUCGCACUCACAUUUGUUGGGUGUGCUCCAAAUCCUUUCCUGGAGGUAAAGGCAUCUACGACCACAUGCAUUCCAUGCAUGGAGGUAUUGGCUUGUAA